Molecule: messenger RNA, 1866 nt
Organism: Podospora anserina S mat+
Lineage: Eukaryota; Fungi; Ascomycota; Sordariomycetes; Sordariales; Podosporaceae
Exons: 4
Coding region: 1-1866 (621 amino acids)
Molecular function (GO): copper ion binding; oxidoreductase activity
Source: RefSeq, a predicted model, not a curated record
AUGAUGAAGUCCUUCUUCAGCGCCGCGGCGCUCCUGCUUGGCCUCGUCGCACCCAGCGCCGUCCUGGCCGCACCUUCUCUCCCGGGCGUGCCCCGUGAGGUCACUCGUGAUCUUCUUCGUCCCGUCGAAGAGAGGCAGUCUUCGUGCCACACUGCCGCCAACCGUGCUUGCUGGGCCCCUGGUUUUGAUAUCAACACGGACUACGAAGUCAGCACUCCCAACACCGGAGUCACACGCACCUAUACUCUGACCUUGACCGAAGUUGACAACUGGCUCGGUCCUGAUGGCGUGGUUAAGCAGAAGGUCAUGCUUGUCAAUGGUGACAUCUUUGGGCCUACCAUUACUGCUAACUGGGGUGAUUGGAUUCAAGUCAAUGUCAUCAACAAUCUCAGGACUAAUGGCACCUCUAUUCAUUGGCACGGUCUCCACCAGAAAGGAACAAACAUGCACGAUGGUGCCAACGGUGUCACCGAAUGCCCUAUCCCGCCCAAGGGAGGCAGCCGCAUCUACAGGUUCCGCGCUCAGCAAUAUGGCACCAGUUGGUACCACUCGCAUUUCUCGGCCCAAUACGGCAACGGCGUCGUUGGCACCAUCGUGGUCAAUGGUCCUGCUUCGGUUCCCUACGAUAUCGAUCUUGGUGUCUUCCCCAUCACCGACUACUACCACAAGCCGGCUGAUGUCCUGGUUGAGGAAACCAUGAAUGGCGGUCCCCCUCCCAGUGACACUGUUCUCUUCAAAGGGCACGGAAAGAAUCCCCAGACCGGCGCUGGUAAAUUUGCCAAUGUCACGCUCACCCCCGGCAAGCGUCAUCGUCUCCGCAUCAUCAACACCUCGACCCACGAUCACUUCCAGCUGAAGCUCCAGAAUCACACCAUGACCAUCAUUGCCGCCGACAUGGUUCCCGUUCAGGCCCAGACUGUUGACAGUCUCUUCCUUGCCGUUGGCCAGCGCUACGAUGUCACUAUUGACGCCAACAAGAGUGUUGGGAACUAUUGGUUCAACGCCACCUUUGGCGGCGGUCUUGCCUGCGGUGCUUCGCUCAAUCCUCACCCGGCUGCGGUCUUCCGCUACCAGGGAGCUCCUAACACUCUCCCGACCAACAUUGGCACUCCUGCUGCUGAUGCCAACUGCAUGGACCUCAACAACUUGACACCUGUUGUCUCCCGCAGCGUUCCUACUAGUGGCUUCACUCCCCGCCCUAACAACACUCUACCCGUCUCCUUGACCCUCGGCGGCACACCCCUCUUUGUCUGGAAGGUCAAUGGCAGCUCCAUUAAUGUCGACUGGGACAAACCGAUUGUUGACUACGUCAUUGCCCAAAACACCAGCUAUCCUCCUCAAGCCAACGUCAUCACCGUCAACAGCGUCAACCAGUGGACUUACUGGCUCAUCGAGAACGACCCUACCGGCCCCUUCAGCAUUCCGCACCCGAUGCAUCUUCACGGUCAUGAUUUCCUCGUCGUCGGCCGCUCCCCCGACCAACCGGCCGGCGUUCCUCAGACACGCUACCGCUUCAAUCCCGCCACUGACAUGGCCCUGCUCAAGAGCUCCAACCCGGUCCGUCGCGACGUCGCCAUGCUUCCCGCCAACGGAUGGCUGCUCAUCGCCUUCAAGUCUGACAACCCCGGUGCUUGGCUUUUCCACUGCCACAUUGCCUGGCACGUGUCUGGCGGUUUGUCGGUGCAGUAUCUCGAGCGCCCCAAUGACUUGCGCAACGGUUUCAGCCAGGCGGACAAGAACCAGCACAACAACAACUGCAAUGCCUGGAGGGCAUACUGGCCUACUAACCCCUUCCCCAAGAUCGAUUCUGGGUUGAAGGUCAAGAAGUGGGUUGGUGAGCAUCCUGAUUGGUAUAUCAAGAACUAA